AUGGCUGUUGUUAGCGCACCUACCACCUCGCAGUACAAUUUCCAGUAUAUUACUGAUGAGGAAUCCAGACUCGUACCACUGAAAGAAGUAAAAGAAAAGAUCGAAGCUGGCGAGAAGAUUCGCGUAAAGGUGAAGAUAAAGAAAGGAAGCAAAGUGGAGUCCGUUGGAAACAGAGGUCUUCGAAUGCUCAAAAGCACGAUUACUGAUGGCACAAGCACUAUAUUUCUGACUAUUUGGGAGAGCGAGAUUGAUGCCAUACAAGAUAGCAAAGUGUACAUUAUUGAUGAUGUUAAAGUCAACUUCAGCUACGUGACCAAGACACUCACCACAACUAAAAAUUCAGUGUUUACUCUUGUUGAUGAUGAUGAUGACAUGGAAGAGGUAGAAGAAUCUGUAGCGCUGCAGAUGUUAGAAGAGCCAAGCGAAACCACAUUAUUUGUGCAUCUAUCAGGUCGGUAGAAGUCAAUAAGUAUCAUACUUGUAAUCAUUGUAACAAAAAGCUUUCCCAAGGCUUGCGCACUAAAAUUGUGAAAUGCAUGCGAUGUUCGCAUAGAAUGCGGUUGGCAGAUUGUAUAACAUCGAUGUUUCUUGUCAGCUCACUGUUCAAGAAGAUGACAGUGAAAUUCAACUCACAAUUUUUAGCGAUGUCCUGGGAAAGUUAGUUGAUAAGCCGAAUGUGAAUGAGUUGACAGAAGAAGAUAUAAGUGAGAAGUUAUUGGAGUAG
Paramuricea clavata is the source of this 724-nucleotide messenger RNA. The record is from the annotation of a GenBank genome assembly. NCBI's taxonomy places the organism in Eukaryota, Metazoa, Cnidaria, Anthozoa, Malacalcyonacea, Plexauridae.